Molecule: messenger RNA, 1615 nt
Organism: Aspergillus homomorphus CBS 101889
Lineage: Eukaryota; Fungi; Ascomycota; Eurotiomycetes; Eurotiales; Aspergillaceae
Product: intradiol ring-cleavage dioxygenase
Exons: 2
Coding region: 258-1394 (378 amino acids)
Molecular function (GO): oxidoreductase activity, acting on single donors with incorporation of molecular oxygen, incorporation of two atoms of oxygen; ferric iron binding
Source: RefSeq, a predicted model, not a curated record
CGCGGAAGAGCGGCUUGGGCUUCGACAUCGUCUGUUGCAUGUGGGAAGCCAUAGACGGGGAUGAAGUGUGCGAGAAACAUGCCAACAGACCCUACGCCUCAUGAAGAGAAUGGGUGGAGGAGCAAGAAGAUAUAAAAGGGGACGAGAUUUCUCGCUGGAUGUCAAAAUUCCCCAUCGUCGGCAGUAGCGAUAACAACAGGAACAGCUCCAGAAGAUCAAAUCUUAUUGGCUUUGCGACUAAAUCGAAUCAUUUCAUCAUGGUGUCUUUUUCAAAGCUCGUUGUCGUUGGGAUGGCUGCCGCUGCGGUGGCACAUCCAGGCCAUGAAGACAUCGGAUCAAAUGUGGCAUUGAAGAGGAGUUUUCUCCGUCAUUCUCGAAACAGUCUUUCCAAGUGCGCUGAGAAGGCCGAGUUCCGUGCAAUGCAGGCUCGCGCCGCUUCUCGUCGCCGGGACCUCGCAAGCAAAUACUCCACGAGGAGUGCUGACGCGGGCUACCUCAAGGCUCGAGAUCUGACCACAGUCAUCAACACUUCCCAUCUCUCCAACUUCACGGGUGUGACAGCAUCCUCAUCCGACGAUGUCUUCUUUUCGGAUGAUGUACCCUGCAUUCUCUCGCCCGAGGGCGAAGUAGGCCCGUUCUGGGUCAAGGGUGAGUACAUCCGUUCGGACGUGACCGACGACGAGCCUGGGGUCUCAGUUGUGAUGGAUGCGCAGUUCGUCGACAUCGACACCUGUGAGCCGAUCGAGAACCUCUACUUUGACGUGUGGAACUGCAACUCCACUGGAGUCUAUUCCGGGGUUCAGGACAGCAGCAAUGGCAACGGCAAUGACGCCAGCAACCUGGAUAACACGGCACUGCGCGGCCUCCAGCCCACUGACUCGGACGGGGUGGCGCAGUUUACGACUAUCUUCCCUGGUCACUACAACGGGCGCGCCACGCAUGUGCAUGUCAUUGCUCACAUUGGCGCCACAGUCCUCUCCAAUGGCACGCUGACUGGGGGAAAUAUUGCUCACAUCGGCCAGCUGUUCUACGACCAGGAUCUUAUCACGCAGGUCGAGGUGUUGUCUCCAUAUAGUGAGAACACUGCAGCCAUCACCCUCAAUGCCAAUGAUCGGGUCUUGGCUGCCGAGACGGCGAACAGCGAUUCUGAUCCGGUGCUCGAGUACGUCCUUCUCGGUGACACUGUGGAGGACGGUCUUUUCUCGUGGAUUACCAUCGGCAUCGACACGUCUGCAAGCUAUAGCGCAAGCUACGCCGCCAGCCUGACUUCUUCUGGUGGUGUUUCCAACUCCAACAGCGGUGGUGGCAGCAGUGGUAGUGGAGGUACCGGGGGCGAUGGUGGCAGCGGUGGCAACGGCGGUAAUGGAGGUGGCGGUGCCAGUGGGCCUCACUGAGGUCGUUUACCCAAGCCCAGCCGCCGAUCACAGCAAGAGAAUGCGGAACAAGCAGUCGGCAUUUACUGUCUCAGGCAUAAACCUUUGUUGUCAACCUUUCACACCAUUUUUACGCAUUCGCUCAUUAUUUAUAGUUCAUUCCUAUCUGUGUCUCGUGUCAUCCUCUCAUGUCAAUUUAUUUUGCCCCCCGUCACGAGCUCAAAUGUGAAAAUAGCUUGGCU